AUGGCUACCAAAAGUCCGAUCAACGAAGCAGACAUCGCAGAACUGCGCGAACUUCUGAGAGAUACAGACGUCCAGUUGGUGACACCGAAGGAAACUGAGGCAUACACAAAAUCUAUUCACCGAUGGUCAAGCGCUGCCGUGAAGCCAGCGGGAGCAUGCCUAAUCCCCAAAUCGGCAGAAGCAAUCUCAAUCACCCUCAAGUAUGCUUCCGAACACAAUCUUGAUCUCGCCGUCAAAGGAGGUGGUCACUCGACUGCUGGCGCAUCAUCAACGGACGGCGGACUACUCAUCGACUUGAAUACACAUAUGCGUACUACCGACGUCGACGUCGAGGGAAGAACGAUCAAAGUUGGCGGAGGUGCCGUCUGGGGUGAUGUUGACGCAGCUCUUGCACCGUACGGUCUUGCAGCAGUUGGUGGCACCGUCUCAGAUACCGGCGUCGGUGGUCUCACGUUCGGCGGCGGCUUUGGCUGGCUCACAGUCAAACACGGACUGGUUGUCGACAAUCUUAUUUCAUGUACUGUCGUAUUGGCGGACGGCAGUAUCGUCAAAGCCUCUACCGAUGAGAAGCCAGACCUGUUCUGGGCUCUGCGCGGCGCGGGACAGAACUUUGGUGUCGGUAUUGAGUUUGUAUUCCGCACCCAUGAGACAGGCGAUCUGUGGGCUGGGUUCAUGAUGUUUCCACCGACGCCAGAUAUCAUCAAGAAGGCCGUGGAAGCAUGCAACGACAUCUUCACACCGAACGCAGAUGGCGAUUCGAAAGCGACGGGGAAAGCUGCGAGUGCUUUCGGUUUCGUCAGGCCUCCACCUGCUGGUGGCCAGGUCCUGUUCUUCGUAGCCGCGAUCUUUCAUGGGUCGGAAGAAGACGGCAAAGAGCUAUUCAAGGAUAUCGUUGGGUUGGAACCUUUGAUGAGUACCAUGGCAAUGAUGCCCUACGCCAAGGCAAACAAACUCAUGGAUCUACCCAUCGGCGCGCGUGUAUCGAUCAAGGGAGCUGGGUUCGAGCUUCCUGUUCGUGGCGACUUCGUGGUAUCCGUCUUGGAGGCGUACGCCAAGUUUACUGACGAGACAUCCGAUGCCGCUGGCUCGCAGGUUAUGUGGGAGCUACUAGACCCGACGAAGAUUGUUGAAGUCACCAACUCUGACAUGGCCUUUGCGAACCGCGGAAGACACUUCAACGCGGCAGUUGCUCCAUUGUGGUGGGAUCAAGGUAACGAUCAGAAAUGUAGGCAGUGGUCGAGGGAUGUUGCGCUCUUGUUCAAGAACGAACUUCAGCGUGGUGGCGCUGAGGCAGCGGCGAGCAACGAUGGGUGGAUUGGCAAGAGAGGCAGUCAUGGAGCGACAAUGGUGUAUGGGAACUACGAUCAGUACGAAGAGAAGUCCAGAGACGUCUUUGGCAACAACUACGAACGUUUGCAAGAUCUGAAGGCCAAGUACGACCCACAGAACAUGUUCAACAAACUCUUUGCUGUAGAACCGAGAGCGUUGAAGCCCUAG
Molecule: messenger RNA, 1497 nt
Organism: Alternaria novae-zelandiae
Lineage: Eukaryota; Fungi; Ascomycota; Dothideomycetes; Pleosporales; Pleosporaceae
Exons: 2
Coding region: 1-1497 (498 amino acids)
Molecular function (GO): FAD binding; oxidoreductase activity
Source: RefSeq, a predicted model, not a curated record